CCAAAAUUCAGAAAACCCUAAUUCCCCCCUCUCCCUCUCCAUUUAUAAAUACCCCUUUCAUCCCAUUCCAUUCAGAUCUCUUCACCAAAACCCCCAAUUUCAUUCCAUUUUCCAUUCAAUCUAUACCAAAACCUGUAUAUAUACAUACAUAUAUCAUACCCUAGGUUUUCUUUACAAAUUUUUAGGAUGAACAGAUCUGUAGUUUCGUACGUGAAUUGGCAACAAGUUUGUUCUACAAACAACAGAGGAAGAAAAGAGAUUCGGUUUUAUUUAAAACGGCCGUCUGGAACUUACGAUUUGGCAGUUAUCGGUAAACAGAAGAAAUUAGGGCACCGUUUGAAUACGCCUUCGUCUUCUGAGUAUCGGUUUCGAUACGCGAAUCGUGAUGAAUUGAUGCUUUCGUCGUUGAAUUUGCCUUCCAAGCUCAGAUCUCGGCGAGAGGUUAUUGAUUGGUUAAACUCCGUGGUUGUUUCAGAUGGCUCUUUUCCUCUGCCACAUCAACCCAUGAAUGGUAAUUUAAGCUCAGGACUUACCUUGAGGUUGAAGUCAGGAAACGUUAAGGGUAUUCAUUUGCGUAAGACGGGCCAGCAUACUACAGAGUCUGUGUGGGUCGGUUCCGCUUGGACUUGCAAGAAAAAGUGGAAGCAUUUUGGAGCUUAUACCCGUAGCGGCGUCAAAAUCUCGGUUCAUGAUUUUGUAUACGUACUAGCAGAAGAAAGCAAACGUCUUGUUGCUUACAUAAACGACUUGUACGAGGAUCCAAGAGGAAACAAAACCGCAGUGGUACAGUGGUUUCACAAAAUCGAUGAACUUGGUCUUGAUUCACCUUGUAUAUAUCAUAACAACAAAGAAAUUUUCUUUUCACUUUGUCUUCAAGAUCUUAGCAUCGAGUGCAUCGAUGGACUAGCUACCGUUCUCAGUCCUCAACACUACGAUAAUUUCCUCAAAUCAAAUACCGCUCACACAAUCUCGGACCGUCCUUUCGUAUGCCAAAAGCAAUAUGAAAACGAAGUGGUCAGCCCCUUGGAUGUUACUCAAGUCAAAGGAUACUGGAACCAGAACAUACUUAGAUUAUUGUGUACCGAUGAUAUUAACGUCAGACCCAAGAAGAGAUUUAGGAAGUUGGUUGAUGAUGAAUAUUCUAUAGGUUCUGAAAUCGAAGUGCUGUCGCAAGAUAGCGGGAUUAGAGGCGUUUGGUUUAAAGCGGUUGUUAUUAAAAAGCAUAAAGAUAAGCUUAAAGUUCGGUAUCAAGAUAUCAAAGACGCAGCUGAUGAAUCCGUCAAUCUUGAGGAAUGGAUUUUGUCAUCCAGAGUUGCGGUUAUCAACGAACUGGGAAUCCGCCAUGAUGGCAGGAUGACGAUUAGACCAACCCGAUCAGCCGAUAAGAUCGACGUUUGCUCAAUUGACGUCGGUUGCGUUGUUGACGCAUGGUUGCAUGAUGGUUGGUGGGAAGGAAUCGUGGUUCAUAAAGAAUCCGAUGAUAGAAUUCACGUUUAUUUUCCAGGGGAAAAGAAUAGAUCGAUUUUUGGAUGCAAGGAUUUGAGAUAUUCUCAAGAAUGGUUAGGAGACGGUUGGAAGAAAAUGGAAGACCGGCCCGAUGUUCUUCGCUUAAUAUCUUGUCCAACGGAAACUAACUCGGAAACUACCAAAUCUAAUGAUAAUGUAUCCGGUCUAAGUUCAGAAGAAGAUAGAGGUUUUGCGGUGGAUUUGCUUGCUAAUUUGAAUUGGAAUUGGUCAACCAAGAAACGCCACUCGAGGAGUAUAUGCAGAGAUAAAAGUUUAGUAGCAGUUGGAACGAGAAAACGUGACAGCUUCCCGAUAACCAUUUCUGUCAAAUCUGGCUGCAAGUUGACGUGUGCUCGAGUUGCUUCACCGUUAACAGGCUUAGUUAUGUGAAAUUAUGUACAAUUUGUUAGUUGGGUAGCCGGAUUUGUGACGAUAGUUUUUUUAGCGUUUGAUGAGGUGGUAGAAGGUGACAGGUUUGAGCACUUAGAUUAAGAUUAACCUAGUAUGACCUAGAUACUAGAUUUCUUUACAAGUAGUUUUUUAGCAUGUUUUUGUUUUGUGUACAUCAUGGUUUUAGUUUGUACUGAAUAAUAAUGGCUUUCAAUGCAAAUUGAGGUCUUUUACAACGGUUGGCUAAAA
This is a messenger RNA of Helianthus annuus (common sunflower), 2145 nucleotides long. RefSeq lists its product as uncharacterized. The coding region runs from base 187 to 1896 and encodes 569 amino acids. The record is from RefSeq and is a predicted model, not a curated record. Lineage: Eukaryota; Viridiplantae; Streptophyta; Magnoliopsida; Asterales; Asteraceae. Gene Ontology annotation, molecular function: chromatin binding. The transcript has 6 exons.